AUGGAGCAGAUAAAACAGUUCUUCGCCACCCAAGGGGAGUUUAAUAAACAACUGGAGCAACGACUGGAAGAGUUAAAACAUCAAACCUCGGGGAAAAGAUCUAAACAAGUUCAGCGCCCUACAAAGGAAUUAACGGUAAGUGAACAAUAUGACUCAUUCAUGUAACGCUUCCUGGGCUUAAUGGCUGUCUGCCAACAUGUUUGCCCUAGCCUAUGACCUGUUCCAUCGAGCAAGCACAAAAUAAAAACAAAAAUCGUGUUGUAUUUAAGCCUUAUCAUCCAUGGAUUUAUUGUCGCGCCACUGGUAUCAUUCAUAGAAAAUUUGACUCCCUCCCCCUAGGGACGAAAAUUUUUGGCGGGAGUUUAUUUUUGCGGAUUGGCGGUUUUUUGUGUUUUUGCGGGAACUAAUUUUUGCGAUUAGAAAACAUUGUUUUUUCCCACUGGGAAUUGAUUUUUUUGCGAGCUUUAAAAAGAACCCAGCAUUCAUAAUAUUUUCAAUUUUGUUAAAUGUUUUUGUUUUAAUAAUAAUAAUAAUCAACUUUAUUAUAUAAACACCAAUGAAAUACCAAGUGAGCUUUUGCGCGAAAGCUUGAUAUCUUCACAUGAGAAAAUAACAUGUUACCUUCACGUGUGAAAAUAUCACCAUUGCUAUGGCUUCAUAAUAAACCACACCUUUCAGACCCAAAAACCAUUUAAGGAAAAUGGUUUGGCAUUUCAUUGGUGUUUAUGUAAUAAAUAGAACAUGACAUGGUUGCUUGGAGACAAAAUUUGUCUUCUCCUGUUGAAAAAAUUAUAUAGAAAUGUAUAAGAUUAUAUAGGAAAGAUCUGAAGGAAAACAAAAAUAAUUUACCUUGAGUUAACAACAACAGCAACAACAAUCUUUAUUGUGCUCUUGAUACAAAAGUGUAAAGACAUUAAAAGGAAAUAAUUGUGAAAAAAAGAGAGCACGGUCACUAAGAAAUAGCAAAAGCUAAUUGUGCCAAGUGGCUGGGCUAUGCGGAAAAGUAACUAGAUAUCAAAUUUGUUUAAAAAACAUCUUGCUGGCUGACUGCUGAAUUUCAAGUUAUCGAGGGUAGAAUUACAGUAAAUAUAGGAAGGAAAUCCAGGGGAAAUCAAUUUGAUUCAAGUUAGUGUGAGGUUCGAGUCAGCAAGGGCUUGAGAUGGGGGCCAAGUGUAAAAUGUUCAAAGUUACUGGUACGAAGGAUUGAUAGUUCUACUUUCUAGUAGUUUGCUGCCUGAAAGUUUGGUUUCGCUUUCUGUUUUUGACACAGUUUGCUUGCUUUAUUGGUUAUUAGCUUAUUGUUCUCUCUGUUUCCCUGACUGUUUCCUUGUUAAUUCAUCUUUUAUAAGGCUCAUGUGAGGGACGUCUAUGGUUCACUGACCAAUGAGCAUGGGGAAGAUGUUAAAUGGGAUCUUUCACAAGAUUAAGUUUAGGUUCUUAUCAUUUUUACUUCUGUUGUUGUUUUUUUUAUAUCAGGUUGCCAGGUCACUGAUUGAGAUGCUUAAGUUAUGCAGUGUUUGUUUUGAGCUUUUUUGUUGUUGGAGCUCAUAAACUAUAUUUAAAAAAAUACAAUGGUUUUUACCAAAAAGCAAACUUCUAUCAUUAUUUUUAAAAGAAAAGCUACCAUGUAUUGUAUACAAACUCUUAAUUUAUUAGGAGUCACAAGUCUUUUUCAUAUGCACCCCCUCAGUAUCAAAAUAAUAAGGGAUUACCUUAAUUUGGGAUCUUACGCACAAAAAGAACCCUCUUUCCAGAAAAAUACUUUGCCUAGCCACUCAGUUCUCACACAAUUUUUGCCAUCGAAUUUAGCUUUAAUCACAGAGAUAACCAGGUUGUACAUGCAGCUAUUAUAGAUGGAGUGCGAAGUACAGAAAUUUCUGCACCAGUAUCGCUCAUAAGAGGUAAGUGUAUUCCUGCAGUGUAAUUACUCAGAUUUGGCUCUGUAGAAUAUAAUAAUUACAGUAGAUCAUAUGUAUUAAUAUGGUGGAAAAUUACAGGAAUCUUUGUCCAACUUGAACCUUGAGUCUUCUGGGGUGGAUCACUCCAGGAUUUUAGCAUAAGGGGUUCAAUGAAAAGGCAAGGCGGCCACCUUGUAGGGGGGUCUGGGGGCAUCCUCCCCUAAAAAAUUUUGAAAUUUCAAGUCCUCAGAAACGUGAUUUCUGCCAUUCUGAGGCGAAGUCAGCUUGUUUGAAUAUCUCAUUUUUUAAAGUGAAAAUGCCAUUCUUUUUGCAUCAAAAUAUCACUGAAAGCAGUGAAACAACGAUGCAUAUUUGCAUUUGUAAAACUAUGAUAAAAAUAUAGUGCAUUAAUUUCGCUAUUUUCAAUUUUGUGUUUCACGAAACAUGGGAUCAACAAGAAGCAUUCUUUGGUAUCUUUCCGCAAAAAAAACUGAACCACAGCAUCGUAGUCAAUGGGCUUUUCGUAAAGAAUGUUCAUCAUAGCCAAGCCUAACAGUCUUUCUGUUGUCAUGGUGGUGUGUAAAUAUCCUUUGACAAGCUUCAAAGCUGCACCUUUUUCUCGCUUGUUGUCAGCUAGAGUGACUGAUAUAGUGCAAGCAAUUCGCAGCAAACAGUUAAUGUUAAGGAAAAUGUCAGUGAAACAAAAGUGUAUUUGUUUUUUUAUGGAGAAAACGUUUUAGCUUUAUUGAGCAGUAGAGGCUUAACUUGGUAAUGAAUACAUUGCAUUUUAGAUUGACCCCCCCCCCCCCCCCCCCCCCCCCCCCAGAUCCGCCACAUUUCUUGGUCCUUUUAAGAAAGGACUUUUUUACUUAUGGUAAUAGCAGUCAAUAAUUUUUAUAUCUGUUUUCCUGAAUGACAGCUGCUAUUAGGACCCAUUUUAAGACCAAGAAGAGGCAGAAAAAAAUCAAACAAGGAAACAAGGAGAAACAGGUCCUGAAAGAGCAGCGAAUCAGGAGCAGAAAGAAUACAGUAAGUACAGUGAAACCUGUAUUAAGCGGACAGUAGCUGAAGUCCCAGAAUGUAUUUCCCUUAUUUGCUUUAAAUGAAACCUUUAUUAAGUGGACACCUCUAUUAAGCGGACGCGGCUCCUAAAAAGUACCUGAAAUGGACAUUUCUAUUGUUACCAACCUGUAUUAAACGGACACUUGUAAUCAAAUGCCACCACCCAACAUGGCAGACACUGGAAAUGCGAAGAUUCAAUUGCCUCGAAUUGCCACCCACAAAUGUUUCUAUUUUUACAUUAAAAAACGUGACUUGACAAACAUAUUUGAUUAGUUUCACAGUACAGUAUUGUUUUCUAUUUCGUUUUGUUUGUAUAGAGCUUUUUUCGUUCAUCUGAUUUCUUCAAAUUUGGGUCGCAGUCUACUGAUCCACUUACAGAUCAACUGAUCCACUUUGAUAAAGAAAUUAAUGCAAACGUAUAUCGUCAAAGUCUCUGAGAGUAUUCUUAACCUUUCCACUGUUCAUUUAAAUGGCAUUUGACACCUCAUCUAUCGAAACCUGUAUUAGGCGGCCACCCUGUAUUAAGCAGACACUACAGCAUUCCCCGAGGGUGUCUGCUUAACACAGGUUUCCCUGUAUACAGUGAAAAGUGGGAAAGUGAAAUCAGUUGAUAGUUUUAGAUUUUAGUUUUAUAUGCACAUUCCAGCAAAUGUAAUGAACAGUGAAAUUUACUGUCUAGGUAGUUUUUUUUUAAAUUUCCGCUAGCUCAGUUUUGUUGAAAUUGUUGUAAAUACCUUUUGAUGGUCUCACUCAUAAAUAAUAAUUUUUGUUUGUUACAGAAACGACUAAAGAGACAAAAGGCACUUGUACAAUCUACAUCCAUUCCGAACGAGGAGAAGAGGAGGUUUCAAUAUUGUAUGAAUGUAGAAUACAUGUCUUCAGAACAUUCUGUCUCUGAAGACAAUGCAGAUGAAGAAAACAGCUCUGAGGAUGAGAAUGUCCCCAAGAAAAAGGUGCUCUGUAGGAGGCCUCUACCUUGGAGGAGCCAAGAACUGAACAACUUUUUUGUAAAGCUGGACCGGGAAGCAAACCGGAAACGGUCGCAAAGAAGUGCCUCAAUGACCAUCCAGAGGAGGGAUGGCUCCCCCUCAGAGAGAGAGGCACCAGACGAUGCCCCUGAAUUUGCUCUGUCGUAA
Porites evermanni is the source of this 4096-nucleotide messenger RNA. The record is from the annotation of a GenBank genome assembly. NCBI's taxonomy places the organism in Eukaryota, Metazoa, Cnidaria, Anthozoa, Scleractinia, Poritidae.